Messenger RNA from Anopheles marshallii, 1365 nucleotides. RefSeq names its product protein arginine methyltransferase NDUFAF7 homolog, mitochondrial. Gene Ontology annotation, biological process: mitochondrial respiratory chain complex I assembly. Lineage: Eukaryota; Metazoa; Arthropoda; Insecta; Diptera; Culicidae. The transcript is spliced from 4 exons. The record is from RefSeq and is a predicted model, not a curated record. Gene Ontology annotation, cellular component: mitochondrion. Gene Ontology annotation, molecular function: protein-arginine omega-N symmetric methyltransferase activity. The coding region runs from base 1 to 1365 and encodes 454 amino acids.
AUGAACGCUCUUGGAAGAUGCUGCAAAUCUCGGCUGCAAACAUUUCUCUGCACCACUGCUUGCGCGGCCAAAGGUACGGGCCGCGUGUUCACGCGAUCACAGUGUUAUAAAGCGGUGAAUCGACGUGCAGUGACCGAACUUAAAAACUUACGCCGUGACCCACCGAAAGAAUCUCCCGGUGUUGGCGGCGACCGGCGAACGUUAGCACAAGCAUUGCACGCACGGAUCCGCGCUACCGGUCCAAUAACGGUGGCAACUUACAUGCGAGAAGUUCUCCUUAAUCCGGCCGCAGGAUAUUACAGCACAAAGGAGAAUGUUUUCGGAACGGCUGGUGAUUUCAUUACGGCACCGGAAAUUGGACAGAUUUUCGGUGAGCUCAUUGCUGUAUGGUGUAUUAAUGAACUGCAAAAGUUUAACUAUGAUGGGCACAUUCAACUAAUUGAGCUUGGUCCCGGUAAGGGUACAUUAAUGCACGACGUACUGCGCGUUUUCGAACGGUUCGGAUUAUCGAAAGAACGGCUCAGUGUGCAUUUGGUAGAAAUGAGUUCAAACUUACAGCGCAUUCAGGCAGAGCGACUUUGCAAUGGAUCGGUGCACCGCAUCGCAGAAUGUGACGAAGCUGAUCAACUCCACGUUCAGGAAGGAACAACCCGUUCCGGCAUAAAUCUCCGAUGGUACUCCGAUAUCGUCGACAUACCGAAAGGGUUUUCCAUCAUACUUGCAAACGAAUUCUUCGACGCUCUUCCUGUGCAUGUGUUCUGCAAAGAACCCAAAGAGGAAGGUGCACAGUGGAAGGAAGUUCUAGUCGAUAUUAAUGCGAACGAAAAGGAGGCAUGUUUUCGGUUCAUACAAUCGAAUAAGGCAACUCCCUACUCGGUAGUGUUCGGGAAACGGUUCGACAGAAAGGAGCAGCUUGUGAAGGACCGGAAUCGCAUUGAAGUGUCGUUUGAAACGGAACAAAUAGCUCAAACCAUAGCGAAACGCAUCGACGAACAUGGUGGAUUUGGGCUUAUAAUUGACUAUGGUCAUGAAGGUGACAAAAUGGACACACUAAGGUCAUUUAAAAGUCACAAAUUACAUGAUCCUCUGCAAGAACCGGGAAGUGCUGAUCUGACGGUUGAUGUCGAUUUCGGGUUCUUGAAGCACUUCCUAGAACAGGACGAAAAAGCGGUAACGAUCGGCCCCGUCAGUCAAGGAUCGUUCUUGGAAGCGAUGGAAGGAUCUGCUCGGUUAAAGAGUUUACUAAGCUCAACCGCUGAUGAGAACUAUCGGAAAGUACUAAUCCAAGGAUAUGACGAACUAACGAAUCCCGCCAAAAUGGGCGAACGAUUUAAGCUACUUUCGGUGUUUCCAUUAUCGCUAUAG